CGCUGUCUCGAUGGCCUCCGAGAUCGUUCUGCCUGGACAGCCCUUGGCCUUGCCGAGAGGACCAGUGCCUCAACUCGGGACGGGCAUCUACCUGCGGGGUGGCCAAGUGCGCGCGAGUUUGAUCGGUGAACCAAGAUACCAAGGAUCCACGCUUGCGAUCCACACCGUACGGCCGCAUCCUCCAGCUCCGAACUCCGUCGUGCUCGGGUCAGUCACUCGACUGUCGCCCCUGCAAGCAAACGUAGCAAUAACCGUGGUCGACGGCGUGCCCCUGCCCGCUGGGGAGGAAUUCACCGGUAUCAUACGCGUACAAGAUGUGCGCGCCACCGAAAAGGAUAAAGUGAAGAUUGCGGAUUGCUUCAGAGGUGGCGACGUCGUGAAAGGCGUCGUGAUUUCUCUGGGGGAUGCUCGUAGCUACUACAUCACAACAGCCCGCAACGAUCUGGGCGUCAUCUUCGCUACCAGCGAAGCUGGCGCCACGAUGGAACCCGUGAGCUGGCAAGAAAUGCGAUGUCCCAAAACCGGGCGCACGGAAAAGCGGAAGUGCGCGAAGCCGGAGACCCUGCAAUAGCCAUCAUCUACGUUGUCUGUAAUCUUGUGAUAGCGCGUUACUUGCUGCAAUGCCAUCCUCAGAGUACCG
Molecule: messenger RNA, 640 nt
Organism: Punctularia strigosozonata HHB-11173 SS5
Lineage: Eukaryota; Fungi; Basidiomycota; Agaricomycetes; Corticiales; Punctulariaceae
Exons: 5
Coding region: 11-571 (186 amino acids)
Biological process (GO): RNA processing
Cellular component (GO): nuclear exosome (RNase complex); cytoplasm
Molecular function (GO): RNA binding
Source: RefSeq, a predicted model, not a curated record